Molecule: messenger RNA, 899 nt
Organism: Pundamilia nyererei
Lineage: Eukaryota; Metazoa; Chordata; Actinopteri; Cichliformes; Cichlidae
Product: suppressor of tumorigenicity 14 protein homolog
Exons: 8
Source: RefSeq, a predicted model, not a curated record
AUGGAGGACAAUGAGGUUGAGGAAGCAUUUCUGCAGGCUCCAGAUCCCAAGGACGUGGAGAAGAAGUCAUGCAACAAGAAGGGGGCAGGGAUAGGAGUCGCCUUGGUGAUUGGUGUUCUGGCUGUGAUUGCAUUGCUGGUCGGGCUGUUUUGCCAGCCCCAGCAUGUGAAGAUGAAGAGAAUUUAUAUCGGCUCCAUGGAAAUCAACAACAAGCAAUUCCUGCCACAGUAUGAGGAGCCCGGCAGUGCUGAGUUCACUAACCUGGCUGCUCAGGUCUGCAAACAGGUGAGACCUGACACUAUAGAUCCACGCUUGACCAAAACCAAGCUUUCAGAGAGGAAAAGCAUCGACAUCCACAUCGAAAACUCUGGGCACGUUGAGUCUCCGGGAUUUCCAAACUCUCCGUACCCUUCAAACGCCUACCUGCAGUGGAAGUUUCGGGCAGACCCGCAACACCGAAUCCAGCUCGACUUUGAUGACUUGAUCCUGGAGGACGACUGUCAGCGAGACUUCAUCAAAAUCUACGACUCGCUCGUCCCCAUAGAGAAACGCGCUAUGACAGAACAGUGUGGAUACCCUCACCAGCCGCUGUCCUUCAUCUCCUCUGGAAACGUCAUGCUGCUGAUGCUGGUCACUGAUGAGGAGAAAAACUUCCCCGGCUUCAGAGCAAACUACUCUCCGAUUCCUCAGACUACACUAAACUGUGGUGGCACGCUGACCGGCGAGAAAGGCUCCAUCUCUUCACCGUUCUUCCCGUCCAACUACCCUCCUCGCACCACAUGUGUGUGGAACAUCGAGGUUGCAAACAACAAAUUUCUGAAGGUUCUGUUCAAUAAGUUCUCGCUGGGAAAUAAAACUGAAGGUUGCGGCCAUGAUUAUGUUGAGAUCAAUGGUGAAAG